Messenger RNA from Penicillium riverlandense, 2286 nucleotides. RefSeq lists its product as uncharacterized. The transcript has 4 exons. Gene Ontology annotation, cellular component: cytoplasm. The coding region runs from base 1 to 2286 and encodes 761 amino acids. Gene Ontology annotation, biological process: proteolysis. Lineage: Eukaryota; Fungi; Ascomycota; Eurotiomycetes; Eurotiales; Aspergillaceae. The record is from RefSeq and is a predicted model, not a curated record. Gene Ontology annotation, molecular function: calcium-dependent cysteine-type endopeptidase activity.
AUGGACAACAACGACGAGCUAGAAGGCACAGGGUACGGCCGACCAGCCUCAUCGCGCUCGAACAGCCGACCACCUCAGCGGGCGCGAUUCCAAGCGCCGCAGGAAACGGUCAAGCAGUUCUGGGAACAGUUCAACACCAAGUACCCAGGCCGGGUGUACACGGUGCUGCCGGACAACCCGUACGCGCGGACGCGGGCGAAGAAUGUGCCCACGGGGGUGAUCAGGGGCCAAGAGGCCGUCAAGUCGUAUGAGCAGGCGCGGCGCGAGUGCGUGCGGUCUGUCGAGCGGAUUGUCAAGGAGUGCGAGCGGCUGAAUCAGAAAUAUACGGAUCCGCAUUUUGAUAUCGAGGUUGAUCUCAAGUCGGGGCGGAGGAAUUAUCUUGAUGGGCUGGGGAAGAUAAAUGAGGCUAUGAGGCCGCGGGGUGUUAAGAGGGUGACGGAAAUAUUUGAGAAGCCGCGCUUUUAUGUCAAUGGGCCCACAGCGUCGGAUGUACGACAGGGCCGCGACGGGGACUGCUGGGUUAUGGCGGCGCUGUGUACCCUGGGCAACAAGAAGGGUCUGAUUGAGAAUAUUUGCGUCGCGAGAAAUGAGAACGUUGGCAUCUAUGGCUUUGUGUUUUACCGCGACGGCGAGUGGCAGCAGUGCAUUGUGGACGACAAGCUGUAUCUGCGAGCAGCCGACUAUGACGAAUCUAUGGAUGAACGACCCAUCUGGGAUGAUAUCAACCGCACUGACACGGAAGAGGAGUAUCGGCGAGCCUGGCAGACAGGCUCUCGGGCCCUAUACUUUGCGCAAUGCGUGGAUGAGAAUGAGACGUGGCUGCCGCUUCUCGAGAAGGCGUUUGCAAAGGCCCACGGGGAUUACUCCGCCAUCGAGGGCGGGUUUGUCGGCGAAGCCAUUGAAGACCUGACGGGCGGAGUCACCUCGGAGAUUCUGCCCAGCAAUAUCCUGGAUAAGGACCGCUUCUGGAAUGAGGAGCUCAUGAAGGUCAAUAAGGAGUUUCUGUUUGGUUGUGGCACGGGCUUCUUUUCCAAUUGGUUGGAUCCUAAGUAUCGCGGUCCUCCGCGGGACCGAAAGGGUAUCGAGACGAAUCACUCGUACUCUAUCAUGGAAGCACGAGAGGUAGAAGGGCAUCGUCUCCUUCGACUCAGGUGGACCGGUGGUCAUCGUCCUAUCGCAGGUUCGUCUCGAUUGAUUAGCGAUUCAAUAUUCCCUGCUGACAGCACACAGCUUGACUCGCGAUAUUUCAGAGGCCUUGCGGGCGAGUAUGAUUUUAUGCUGAAAUUCCGUCUUCAGCGAGAUGGAGAAGAAGAUUACAUGGUGCGCAGCCACAGCAGCCAGUUCAUGAGCCGGUCCGUCAACGCCGAGAUCGACCUCGAACCAGGCCGGUACCACGUGCUCAUGAAAAUCACGGCGUUCCGACACGACGACCUCGAAUCGACAGAGGAGAUUCUCCGCCGCAUGGCAUCGACCCGGCGCGAGAAACUAGUGCAGAUCGGACUCUCCUAUGAUCUCGCACACGCCAAGGGCCUGAUCGCCGAUACAGAGCAAGAAAAGCGGGACAAUGCGGCCCGCAAAGCAGCUGAGAGAAAGAGACUAGCUGCUGAGACCAAGAAGCGGCUUCAGAAGGAGUGGAUUCGUGAGCAGAAGAUGGCUGCGCGCCAGCAACGCAUGGCUGCCCGGCGCUCUGGGUCCGCAACAGCAGCAAGCGGUGGCCGUCUCGGGCGCAGUCCCGAGCGCAUGCCUGAGCAGAUCUUCGGCGAAGGCCCGGUCCAAUCUCCUACAGAUGUUGCAAGCAUCUCGAGCGAUGGCAGUGACCGGCGGGUAUCAACAGCCGGUGGAUCGGUCCCGACUAUCCAGGUCAAUGGCUCGCACACUCGCCGGUAUGCGCGACGCAUGACAGAAACAUCUCCGCGGCCUAGUCUCGAUACCCGGUUUGCAACGGAUGGACUGGAUCCCAGUGAUGUGGAGUUAUUAGAGGGAUUCGAGUUCGACACUGAUCUCGAUAUGCCGCCUGAAGGCACAGCGUAUCCGAAGAGCCCGCGUCCAUCCCCAGGUGCGGACCUGGACGAGAACGCGGCUGACCCGUGGAACGCCGUGUGUGUUGUUGGCUUGCGGGUGUACUCACAGGACCCGCAACUGAGCCUGGAGGUUAUACAUCCGUCGCCGGAGGAUGACAUGGAGGCGCCUCUCGAUCGUGAUGAUCCGGCUGCUGCGUCGGCGACUACGGAGAAGCCCUUGUCGAGUAGUCUGGUAACGGGUCGAGUCCGAGAUGGGUUUUGGUAA